AUGCCACCUCGGGAGCGGCGCCUGCUGGCGGUUUCGGACACCUGUGCCUUCUUCCAACACACCCCUGUCACGCCUCCUGUCGCGCCUCCUGUCACUUCGCAAGAAGUCGAAAAGGGCGCGUUUCCCCAGGCAGCUCCCUCUGGUAAUGCGGCUGCUACUCCCGGCGUAACAGCAGAAAACUUAGCGGGCGGGUUUGGUCUUCCGCAGCAACCAGCUCCGCAACGUGCGGCAGUGGGAACAUCCCCGUCCGCGGAAGGGAACGCUUUUGCGAAUGCUGCACCGCAGAACGCUUUUGGUGGGCAAUCCCAGAACGGUUUCGGGCAGCAGCAGCAGCAGCCACAGCCCCAACAGGGUGCCUUCGGCAAGCCCCUGCCCAGAGCGCUUUUGGACAGCAGCAGCCGCAGCCUAGUGCCUUUGGACAAUCUGCGCAGGCACCGCCACCGCAGCAGUCUGGUUUUGCCUCCGCUCCUCAAAGUUCUUUUGGCAAGGCGCCAGCCACGCAGAGUGUCGCAGAGCGCCUUUGGACAGCCGCAGCAGGCACAAAGCGGGUUUGCUCCGCCUGCACCGCAGCAGAGCGCGUUUGCCGCAGCCCCUCAAGGUGGAUUUGCUAAAGGUCCAGCCGUUCAGAGCGCCUUUGGCCAACCGCAGCAGCAGCAGCAAAGCGGCUUUGGUUCUGUCCCGCAAAACGCGUUUGGUCAGCCGUCCCAGCAGAGCGCCUUUGGACAGCCGCAGCAGGCACAAAGCGGAUUCGCUCCGCCUGCACCGCAGCAGAGCGCGUUUGCCGCAGCCCCUCAAGGUGGAUUUGCUAAAGGUCCAGCCGUUCAGAGCGCCUUUGGCCAACCGCAGCAGCAGCAGCAAAGCGGCUUUGGUUCUGUCCCGCAAAACGCGUUUGGUCAGCCGUCCCAGCAGAGCGCCUUUGGACAGCCGCAGCAGGCACAAAGCGGAUUCGCUCCGCCUGCACCGCAGCAGAGCGCGUUUGCCGCAGCCCCUCAAGGUGGAUUUGCCAAAGGUCCAGCCGCUCAGAGCGCCUUUGGCCAACCACAGCAGCAGCAGCAAAGCGGCUUUGGUUCUGUCCCGCAAAACGCAUUCUCGUCUGCCCCAGGCGGUUCUGCCUUUCAGAAAUCGUCGAUCUCUUCUUUAGCCGGUAACUACGCCCAACCCACCCAGCACACUGGAGUUUUUGGCUCCCAUUGA
Messenger RNA from Bactrocera neohumeralis, 1194 nucleotides. RefSeq lists its product as uncharacterized. The record is from RefSeq and is a predicted model, not a curated record. Lineage: Eukaryota; Metazoa; Arthropoda; Insecta; Diptera; Tephritidae. The coding region runs from base 1 to 1194 and encodes 397 amino acids. The transcript is spliced from 2 exons.